CUCCUGACCGUUUCUCUUUCUAAGACGCUGGCUCUCUCUCGCUCUAGGGCAGGAAUCUGGUACUUUUCAUUGCAAAGCUCGGGUUUCUUCUCCACCAACGAAACCGCCCCGGAAAGGUGGUUGUUCCAUGAUUCUUAACUUACACCAGCCUCCAUGGCUUCUUGAGAUCCCAUUCUUCUCUUCCAUGUCUCCGGCCCCUCUCCCUUCUCUUCUCCUCUGCCCCCACAUCGUCUCUUGGUCCGUACAGUUUCAUACUCCCGCCUUUGACUGCGUCGCAUUUGGUAGAUAGCGCUCUCUGCAUUCGAUCAGUGAUGGAGAUUUCGUGUUGGGUCUUGGCGUUCUGGAUCUUUCUUUGCCUUUUCGCAUCUGGGUCUUCUUCGAUUGAGAAUUUUCGUCAAGCGUUUCCUAUUGUGGAACCUGAUCCUGGUCACACAAAACUUCGUCUUGCAAGGGAGGGCUUGGAGGCAAUUGAGAGAAUAACAACUCCGAUUGCAGCUGUUGCUGUAAUUGGUCCAUACCGCUCUGGAAAAUCUUUUUUGCUCAAUCAACUUCUCUCCCUUUCUUGUUAUGAAGGAUUUGGUGUGGGGCACAUGCGUGACACCAAAACAAAAGGGAUAUGGGUGUGGGGAACCCCUAUAGAAAUGGAUAUUGAUGGAGUAAAGAGUUCUGUGCUUUACUUAGAUACAGAGGGAUUUGAAAGUAUUGGCAAGUCAAAUGUAUAUGAUGACCGUAUUUUUGCUCUAGCGACCAUUUUGAGUUCUGUGCUUAUUUAUAACCUGCCUGAGACGAUUCGUGAAGCCGACAUUUCUCGAUUAUCAUUUGCUGUUGAGCUUGCUGAAGAAUUCUAUGGAAGAGUGAAGGGACAAGAUGUUGCCUUUGAACCUGCUAAGCUUCUGUGGCUUAUCCAACGUGAUUUUCUACAAGGGAAAUCUGUGCAAGAAAUGGUGAAUGAAGCUCUGCGACAUGUUCCUAAUUAUGAUGGGGACAAAAACAUUGAGCAGGUUAACCAGAUUCGGGACUCUUUGGCUAUUAUGGGUGAUAAUAGUACAGCCUUUAGCUUACCACAACCUCAUCUACAGCGGACAAGGCUUUGUGAUAUGAAGGAUGGUGAACUUGACCCCGCAUAUGUUCAGAAGAGGGACCAAUUGAAAGAAGUUGUUGCUAGCAUUAUACGUCCAAAGAUUGUGCAGGGUAAACCUCUAAAUGGAAAGGAGUUUGUCUCUUUUAUGGAGCAGAUACUUGAAGCCUUGAAUAAAGGGGAGAUUCCUUCAACAGGCUCUCUUGUGGAGGUUUUUAAUAAGGGUAUUCUUGAACGGUGUUUGAAGCUAUAUAGUGAAAGGAUGGGUAAAGUGGCAUUACCUCUGUCAGAGAAAUAUCUUCUAGAGGCCCACGAAGGAUCUCGAGGUGAAGCAAUGGAAGUUUUUGAUGAGCAACAUUUUGGUCGUUACCAUGCUAAGAAAUCAGUCACAACACUUGACGAAGAAAUACAGAAGAUAUAUAAAAACUUCAUUCUAGCAAAUGAAUACCAAUCGUCGAAGCUGUGUGAGGCAUUGUAUACUAGAUGCGAGGACAAAAUGGACCAGCUUCAAGUCCUUAGACUUCCUUCCAUGGCAAAAUUUAAUGCUGGGUUCCUUCACUGCAACCAAAGUUUCGGAAAGGAGUGUGUUGGACCUUCAAAGACCAACUAUGAGCAGCGAAUGACAAAGAUGAUGCAGAAGUCACGAUCUCUAUUUAUUAAGGAGUAUAACCACAGGCUCUUCAAUUGGCUGGUGGCCUUCUCCCUCUUCAUGGUGGUGGUGGGCCGGUUUGUCAUAAAAUUUAUUUUGCUUGAAAUUGGGGCAUGGAUUCUUUUUAUCUUCUUGGAGACAUACACAAGGAUGUUUUGGUCAGCAGAGUCUCUUUACUACAACCCAGUUUGGCAUUUUAUUGUAGCGACUUGGGAAACCCUUGUUUACAGCCCUAUCCUUGAUCUGGACAGAUGGGCCAUUCCCAUUUGUGUGUUAGCGGCAAUAUUAGUACUUUACUGGCGGUGUUAUGGGAGGAGAAAACAUGGGUCGCGAGGACUACUACCUCUAUACAACAACCAUAAAGGUGGCUCAAAUCGGCGGAGAUCAGACUAAAUGAACUGUGGAAAUGCAUGCUCUAAGCAAACCGGUAUGCCUUUAUUCUCUCCUGGAGCGAGCUUUUCCUUUUUAUAUGUGAAGCCCGCUGAUGAAUUUUGGUCCUUAAUAGACCCUUAUGAUCAGAAAAGUAAAGAGAUGAAGAAGAAAGGAUGAGCUGAUGGCAUUACUGGUAGUGUCUGUAACUUUAGAAACUGGAAAUUGUUGUAUAAUUGUCAUCUACUGAUCCCCUUUGAUUGUCUAUUAUUUCAAAGUGCACUUCACUUAAAAUCAGAGUCGAUCAGCAUUUGGUUCAUAGUAGCAAAGCAGUCUCUUCCUUGAAAGCCUUAUCAGCUUGGGAUCUUGAACUUGGGUCUUCAUUCUUUUAAAUUGUUUGCUAAUUAGUGUUUCUUUUUUUGGAGUGUUUGUGAUAAGGAGUUGGUGAAUUUUCUCUUGUUGUGGCUGAUUAAUAUGAAAUUUCUACAGUUAUGAUUCA
Molecule: messenger RNA, 2595 nt
Organism: Vitis riparia (riverbank grape)
Lineage: Eukaryota; Viridiplantae; Streptophyta; Magnoliopsida; Vitales; Vitaceae
Product: guanylate-binding protein 5
Exons: 16
Coding region: 312-2120 (602 amino acids)
Molecular function (GO): GTP binding; GTPase activity
Source: RefSeq, a predicted model, not a curated record